Populus euphratica (Euphrates poplar) is the source of this 1085-nucleotide messenger RNA. RefSeq names its product bidirectional sugar transporter SWEET10-like. Lineage: Eukaryota; Viridiplantae; Streptophyta; Magnoliopsida; Malpighiales; Salicaceae. Gene Ontology annotation, biological process: carbohydrate transport. The coding region runs from base 117 to 926 and encodes 269 amino acids. The transcript has 6 exons. Gene Ontology annotation, cellular component: membrane. The record is from RefSeq and is a predicted model, not a curated record. Gene Ontology annotation, molecular function: sugar transmembrane transporter activity.
UCUUCGGAGAAAUACAAGCAACUUGGUUUUUGAUCGUGAGGGAGAGAGCUGCACAAGAGAGACUUGAUACAUACAUACAUAUAUAUUUCUUUCUAUUUUGUAGCAGCAGCAGAGAGAUGGCCUUGCAUUUUACAUGGGUGUUCGGUUUUGGUCUUUUAGGCAACAUCAUCUCCUGUUUGGUCUGCCUUGCUCCUUUGCCAACUUUUUAUCAAAUCUGCAGGAAGAAAACAAGUCAAGGGUUUCAAUCUAUCCCAUAUGUGAUUGCACUAUUCAGUGCAAUGCUUUGGCUGUUCUAUGCAAUUUUUAGCGAGAAUGCCAUGCUUCUUAUCACCAUUAAUUCCUUCACCUUUUUCAUGGAGAUCGGCUAUAUUGCUGUCUACCUUUUCUACUCCACCAAGAAGGACAAAAUUCUGACUUUCAAGCUUCUCCUGUUGUUCAAUAUUUUCGGGUUCGGUCUCAUCUGUGCACUAACUCUCUUACUAACAGAAGGCAUUAAACGUGUCCAAGUUCUAGGAUGGAUUUGCAUGGUAUUUGCUCUCUGUGUUUUUGUCGCACCUCUUGGCGUUGUGAGAAAAGUUAUAAAAACAAAGAGCGUGGAAUUCAUGCCUUUUUCUCUGUCUUUCUUCCUCACUCUGAGUGCAGUGAUGUGGUUCUUUUAUGGUUAUCUAAAGAAAGACAAGUUUGUUGCUAUUCCGAACAUCUUGGGGUUCAUUUUUGGUAUGCUCCAGAUGGCGCUUUAUCUAAUCUAUAGGAACCCCAAGAAAAAUGAGGUGGCGGAGCCAAAAACUCAAGAAUUGUCUGAACAAUAUUGCUCCGACAUAAACAUUGCGAUGCCACAGCUGAAUGAGGGUGGAAAUGAAGUGUUUGAAGCUCAUUCUGCAAAGGAUCAAACCAAGGAAGCCAUGGAUGUCACCACCAAAGUUUAAUUUAUAGCUAAUCCGCCGUUUCUGCUUUACUUUGAAGAAUAGGACAGUGACUACAUAAGUUGGAGUACCUUCUUGUAUGAAAGAAUGCAUGCUACAUGGUUGAGUCAUGUGCACGUAGACAAAAUAAAUACCUAUUUGCUGUAGAACCAGUCUUCUAUA